AUGGACGCGCACGCCCUCCUCUCGGCGCAAGGAUGGCGCGGCAAAGGACACUCACUUCAUGCCACGGACGACUCUAUCGGGCUUGCGAAGCCGCUCCUACUGAACCGCAAGGACAACACGAAAGGCCUGGGCACCAAGGCACACUUCACGAGCGACACGUGGUGGAUGAAUGCGUUCGACGAGCAGCUUCAGGGCUUGGACACCUCAAAGAAAGGCCAGGUGAUGCAAACAGUGACGCAGGGCCGUUUGAACCAGAUCGAAAAGGUUUCCGGCGGGAAGUGGAUGCUGUACGCGAGUUUUGUACGAGGCGGGUUCCUGGAGGGGACGAUUCAAGAGCACGAGAGAAAGGCUUUGGAGGAGCAUAGCGGCGCCUCUACACCCGAAAGCGAGGAGACCACGACAAGCUCGGAAAGCGAGGCGGAAGCAAGUCCGAAGAAGAACAAGGAGAAGAAGGAAAGGGGUGAGACGAAGGAAGAGAGAAGGGCGAGAAGGGCCGCGAAGAGGGCAAGGAAAGCGGCCAGGGAGGCGAGGAGGCAAGCUAGAGGUGCAAAGAAGGCAUCGAAGGCUUCUUCGGGGGACCGGGACCGCAAAGAGUCCAAGGAGGAGAGGAGGGCGAGAAGGCAGGCGAAGAAGGCCAAGAGGGAGGCGAGGAAAGCGAAGAAGGGGGGUUCUGGAUGA
This is a messenger RNA of Colletotrichum graminicola M1.001, 678 nucleotides long. RefSeq lists its product as uncharacterized. The coding region runs from base 1 to 678 and encodes 225 amino acids. Lineage: Eukaryota; Fungi; Ascomycota; Sordariomycetes; Glomerellales; Glomerellaceae. The record is from RefSeq and is a predicted model, not a curated record. The transcript has a single exon.